This is a messenger RNA of Rhineura floridana, 4915 nucleotides long. RefSeq names its product ring finger and WD repeat domain 3 (gene RFWD3). The coding region runs from base 57 to 2429 and encodes 790 amino acids. Lineage: Eukaryota; Metazoa; Chordata; Lepidosauria; Squamata; Rhineuridae. Gene Ontology annotation, cellular component: site of double-strand break; nucleus. Gene Ontology annotation, molecular function: protein binding; ubiquitin protein ligase activity. The transcript has 13 exons. Gene Ontology annotation, biological process: protein ubiquitination; double-strand break repair via homologous recombination; interstrand cross-link repair. The record is from RefSeq and is a predicted model, not a curated record.
AGCUGGUUGCUCCAUUUUUUUGGUCAAGAUUGCUGACUUCUGGUUUCUUCUGAAGCAUGUGUAUAGGAGAGAAAGAAAGGUCGAAGGCAAGCAAGGAAGACCUGCCUGUGGCAGUUGCGGUUGUCAGUACUAUAAUUAGUCUUUUCCCACGAAUGUUUGGUGCGCAUGCGCUUCUUCAAUCGCGACCUUCAUCUUUCUUUUCCGCACCGUCAGCAACGAAACAUAUCCCGCUGGCAGACGGAUCGUCCAAUCAGAAUGCGAAAUGUGUGCCGCUCUGUCCAAUGGGAGCCGAAGCUUGCUUUCGCGCGCGCCGUUUGCGGCUGAGCGAGCGGCCAAUGGGGGCACCGGGGGCGGGAGGCGAAGUGGCGGCGGCGGCGAGAUUGCGGGGCUGUCGCGAGGGAGCGGGAGGCGCGGACGCUUGCGGGGAGGCCGAGAAGAGCCGGGGCGAAAUGGCCCAAGAGGCGAUGGACGUGGACCUCGCGCCGGCGGCCGAAGAGCCGCAGCAGCCCGCCGCCGCCCGCUCACAAGAGCCGGCCCAGCAAGCCUCGACGUCGGGGAUUGCUCGCCCGUCGUGGGGCGCCUUCGUCGGGGAGCGGGAACCGCGGAGGCCGCCUCGAGCCAGGAGGAACCCGCCUCGGCACCAGCAGGGGCCGCGCGCCGCCUCUUCCUCCUCCGCCUCCUCCCAACGGGCAGGCGGAGCCAGGUCAACAGCGCCAUUAGACAGUUAUUUCCAGAUCAACAGGACCCAAGCAGCAUCAGCAUCACACCUCCUAGCAGGCCACAGUGGAAACAGUUCAGAUGAGACUGUGGUUGUAAGUGACUCUGAGAGCAACAGCAGCAGCUCUGCUGAGGAGGAAGAAGAGACAGCAGGAGCCCUUGAGGCACCUGGACCAGCCAACUUGGGAGUCUCUGACCCAACCCAAAUGGAGCCUCCUGGAGAGGAUUCUGGUGAGCCAGAGCACGCUGUCCCUAGAGGCACCACUGCUCAGGAGAGGAAGACAACUCCGUUAAAAAGAACCAACCUUGCAGCACCUCUGGUUCCCCUGGGAGAGGAGGAGGAGAGUGGCGAUACCUGUGCCAUCUGCUUUGAAGAGUGGACAAAUGCUGGGGAACACCGUCUUUCUGCUCUGCGGUGUGGGCAUCUCUUUGGCUACAGCUGCAUUGAAAGGUGGCUGAAGGGGCAGGCAGGCAAAUGCCCACAGUGUAAUAAGAAAUCCAAGCGCUCAGACAUAGUAGUCCUUUAUGCCCGUACUUUGAAAGCGCUGGACACCAGUGAACAGGAAAACAUGAAAAGCUCCUUAGAAAAGGAGCAAAUGCUGCGAAGGAAGGCAGAGCUGGAAUCAGCACAGAGCCGCCUCCAGGUGCAGGUCCUGACAGAUGAAUGUAGUAAACUUCGGCAGCAAGUUCAGGAACUGAAAGCCCUGAUGGCCCGGCACAACCCCUCUUCCUCUCAGCAGCUCAGCAACUCUCGCUCUUGCUUCCCAGGCUGCCUCUCCUCCAGCCAUGGCCAGCACAAGUACCAUUUUGAGAGGGCCACUCUAGUGUCUCAGGUGGGCAACUGUCGGGUUAUGGCAUACUGCGAUCCGCUGAGCUGCCUUGUGGUGUCACAGCCAUCUCCACAAAGCACCCUCAUUCCUGGCUGUGGAAUUAAGAUGAUGAGUGCUGUCAACUCAAAGAGCAGCCAAUAUGUCCCCAUCCACAGCAAGCAGAUCCGGGGCCUCGCUUUCAGCAACCGUGCAGAUGGCUUGCUCUUAUCUGCUGCUUUAGACCAUACCCUCAAGCUUACAAGCUUAGCAACAAACACCGUUGUGCAGACAUACAACACUGGUCGCCCUGUCUGGAGCUGCUGCUGGUGCCUGGAUGACACAAAUUAUGUCUAUGCUGGAUUGGUCAAUGGCUCCGUCUUGGUAUAUGACCUGCGGGAUACAAGUUCUCAUGUCCAAGAGCUUGCUCCUCAGAAGUCCAGGUGCCCUGUGGUGUCCUUGUCUUACCUUCCUCGAAUGGCCUCUGCCUCGCUGCCCUAUGGUGGACUAGUGUCUGGGACCCUAGAAGGAGCCUGCUUUUGGGAACAGAAGGCCAGUGACUCCUACCGGCCUCAUCACCUCCUCCUAGAGCCUGGAGGUUGCAUUGACCUUCAGACAGAGGCCAGCACACGGCACUGCCUGGCGACAUUCAGGCCCAAUAGGAACAACAACUGUUUACGGUGUGUGGUGAUGGAGUUGACCUCUACUCAGCUGACCGAUGGGGUUGAUGAUGUGGUCUGCUCAUGUCGUCCAGUUCAGACUCUUACUGGGGGCCCAACAUGCAAACUCCUGACCAAAAAUGCCAUCUUCCAGAGUCCUGAAGAUGACGGCAGCAUUCUUGUGUGUGCUGGGGAUGAAGCAUCAAAUUCUGCCAUGGCAAAAUCUUCCAGUGCAGUGCUACAUUGAGGCUUGCACUGCCAGAUCAGCAACUGCAAAGUCUGAGAUACAAAUGUCUGCUCCUCUAAAGUGCCAAAUAACAGGUAGGGAGCGUCCCGGAAUUUGGAUUAGUGGAUCCAAUAUCUUGGGGAAAUUAGCCCUUUGUAACUGAUACUAGAUUGGGAUGCUUUUGUAUAGUAAGCUAAUUUACCGGACUCUGGGAACAACUGGUUGGGAACAACUGUGAAACUAUUUGCUAAAAGCUGACUGUGUAGUCUCUAAUCUAAAUGGCAGAGUGAACUCCUAUGCAUUAUCUAAGGUUGAAAGGCAGGAGCAGCCUGCAUGGCGGGGCAGUGUUACAGAGCCAUCCCCCAAUAUAGGUGUUGCUGCCAUAUAUCUAGGUGGUAGGGCGUGGUAGCACUGAGAUUAGGACCGUGCCGGUGUACUGGUUGAGCCAACUUGGUGCUCCUGCUGGUGUGCCUGUGCAACCCCAACCUUUCUGCUGACCUGUCUGCCCCUACAGUCAAGCCGAUGGUGGGAGGGCAGCUCUGUGGCACUGCUGUGCUGGCCGCUCCUAGUAAGCAAAAUACUUAAGCUGCUUAUGAAGUCUACAUUGGGCUAGCUGUUAUCCUUUUGCUGUGAACUCUAGGAUAGAGUAACAUCUUUUAAUCAAGAAGCAGUUACUUUUAACAUAACAUAUUGUGAUUGUGUUCCAUGUUCUCACUCUGGCAACACAAUUAGACCUUUGAAAUGAUCUGUAUAAUAAAAUACAUUUUUGUAUCAGACACUUGCUAGGAUCCAUUUGAGGUUAUAUUGACUGCAUCAUAGAUUGUUCUGGUGUAUGCUGCAGCCAACACUAAAAUAGCAGUACUCAAAACGUGGUGGACUUUGCGAAGCAGUGAUAUAAGGUUAAAUUCUUUUACAAGUGUGAGUAAAUGUUAAAGAAUCCUCCUUUAUCCCAAAGGGAAAUGUGACAACUUAGCAAAGAAGCUUAGGCACGUCUCUGUAUAGUUUAUCUUACAGUACAGUGGUCUACAUGUGUACACAAAAGUAGGUCUCUUUGUGUUUAAGGGGCUCAGCUCCAGGUAAGUGGGUACAGGGUGGCAGCCUAGGCUUUGGUUUAGGGUUGGCAUCGGAGAAAACAGGGUUCUUAUGCAAUGGCAGGCAGAAAUUCAAUAGGUCAAGUCUUUUCUAGCAUGGAAAUCCAAUGAUGGGGAAAGCUUCACUGGCUGCUCUCUAAUUUUGUGCUUUUGCCCCACUCCCAUGGCAGCCAUUUCGUGACUGGUGUCCCCAGCACUCUUUCAAAAUUUGAAAUGUCCCCUUUCGCCCAGAAAGGUUGGCCACCCCUGGCUUACAGAACAGAGUAUUAAACAAGAGCAAACUUCCAGAAUAAUAUAAAUGUUUAAUCUCUUGCAGCACAAACAAAAAAGGUCUUGUAGCACUUUAGAAGUAACAUUUAUUAUGGCAGAGUAUUUCAUGAACUAGUGUCUACUUCAUUAAAUCCAUAUUGAUGGUAUAGAGGAAAAGGUUAAAUGUAGAUAGACCAGUUUAAAUUCUCACUUAGCCAAUAAGCUAUUAGGGCAGGCAGAGAUGGACUCAGCCUAACCUACCUCACUGGUUGCUCUUAAUUCCAGGUCCCACGUACAAGUUAAGAGGCCAGAGCAGAUAGAUUGAUCCUUCCUAUUGGGAUUGUUUUUAACGUAGUUGUGACUGAGCACUCUGCCCCAUGUCCAUUCUGGCAACCCAAUAAUAAUAGAACCUAAUAAUAUCAUUAACAACAUCAGGGUUUCAUUCAUCUGCUCCCCUUCUAAUUUGAUUUAUGCCUUCAUCUGCCAACAAUGCCCUUCUGCAUUCUACAUUGAAUGCAUUCUAGGGGUGUUUCUGGAUCCAACUCUGUCACUGGAGGCCCAGGGUAGUCCCAGUGGCUAGAAGUACCCUUUAUCAUCUGUGCUUAGUAAGACAACUAUGACCGUUCCUGGACCGGCAGAGUCUGACCGUAAUAGUUCAGGCAUUGGUGACUUCAAGACUGAAUUACUGCAGUGCACUCUAUGUGGGGCUUCCCUUGCACUUGAUCCAAAAACUGCAGUUAAUACAGAAUGCUGCAGCCAAAUUACUGACCAGUGAGACCCUGUCAGCCUAUAAACCUCUGCUCAGGGAUCUGCACUGGUUGUUGACUUGCUACCAGGCCAAGUUCAAGGUGUUACUAUUGGCAUGUAAAGCUCUUGACAGCUCGGGACCAGUGUAGCUGCGGGAUCACCUCACCCCAUAUGUGCCCACUUGAGCACUUUGAUCUGAGGAAUGGGCACUGUUACAAGUGUCACAUAAUAUCCAUUCUCCUCUAAGAAAUCAUUUAGCAUGGCAACACAAGCUGGAGCUCCCUUCCUAUUGACAUCAGGCUGGUGCCUUCACUGUAUUCUUUUUGGCACCUGUUUAGGCAAGUCUAUCCAGAUGCAUAGAUACUGAUGUGUUUCAAUUUUUUUUGCCUGUGCUUUUUUAAUUUGUGUUAAAUGUUUUUA